AUGGGAGGCCCCUACGCCCCUCGUGUCGCCUUGCUCGGUGGCCGACCGACAGUCGACGUCGAUGUCCCGGUCUGCGCAGUCUUCCUCGCUCUCUUCCUCAGUUUUGGAAUCUCGCACAUGGUCAUAUUCCGCCGCAAUCUGGCCAGGGGUCACAAGUUCAUCCCAUCCGCCGUAACAUUCGGAUUCUGCAUGUCGCGAGUCGUCGCCAAUAUCAUGCGCAUAGCUUGGGCCUGUCGACCAAAUAACGUUCGAAUCGCAAUUGCCGCCCAGAUCUUCGUCGCCGCAGGAAUCCUACUCCUCUUCAUUCUGAACCUCCUCUACUCGCAACGGAUGCUCCGUGCAGCUCUCCCACGCCUCGGCUGGUCGCGAGCCGUCUCAUACGCUUUCAAGGUGUUCUACGUUCUGGUCGUCUUGACUAUCAUCAUGGUUAUUACCUGUGUGGUUCAGAGCCAAUACACUCUCAAUGCAAACACUCUCCGCAUCGACCGUGACAUUCAGCUGUACGGCGUAACCUAUUUUGCGAUCGUCUCCUUCCUUCCGAUCCCCAUCACACUUCUAGUUCUGUUAUUCUCCCACGGCCAGGACAUUGAACAUCCUGGCUCUGGGAAAUGGUCCACAAAAGCCGUCAUUGUCCUCUCCGCUGCCGUCCUCUUGUGUCUAGGCUCCUCGUUCCGCGCUGGAACUUCCUGGAUGCCUCCUCAUCUAGCGACCAAUCCACCCUGGUACGACCACAAAGCUUGCUUCUACGUCUUUAACUUCGGAAUCGACAUCUCGGUUGUUGCCUUGUUCUUGAUUGCCCGCGUUGAUCGACGGUUCUGGGUGCCGAAUGGUAGCUCGGCUGUCCGCCACUACCGCGGCUCAGAAGAUGAGCCUAAAGGUGCACAGUUUGGUCAGGGUGCUGGUAACCACGACCUCGAGGGCAGUGAUGGUGCCUUGUCUGGUUACCCGGCCCCUGUGAAAAUCGAAGCAUAA
This is a messenger RNA of Penicillium manginii, 972 nucleotides long. RefSeq lists its product as uncharacterized. The coding region runs from base 1 to 972 and encodes 323 amino acids. The transcript has a single exon. Lineage: Eukaryota; Fungi; Ascomycota; Eurotiomycetes; Eurotiales; Aspergillaceae. The record is from RefSeq and is a predicted model, not a curated record.